AUGACCUUUCAAGUUGAGGCCAAUACAGAUCCAGAGGUCGUUAGAAUAUUCAUUAUCAGACAUGGUCAAACCGAUCACAAUGUAAAAAAGAUUUUGCAAGGGCAUAUUGAUAUCGAUUUAAACCAAACAGGAUGGAAACAGGCGCUGCUAAUUGGAAAAGCUUUUCUGUCUCUUCCUGUUGACUCUUUGGUUACUUCUGAUCUAGUGAGGUGUCAAAAUACGGCUAAGGAGAUCGUUCAGCACCAUCCAAAUGCUGCAGUAAAAGUGACUCCGAACUUGAGAGAAAGAGAAAUGGGUAAAGUCCAAGGAAUGUAUUUGAAGGAUGCCCUUGAGAAGUACGGAGAAAAUUUUAGGAACUUAGGAGAACUGAAGCUGUCACUUCUUGCCAGGAUUAACGAAGAAUGGGAGGCGCUUAUAGAAUCAAGUAGAGAAAAUAAUUAUAAAAAUGUGAUAGUGUGCACCCAUGGUGGUGUGAUAACUGCUUUCGUUAACUAUCUCUACGGAGUAAUGGGAUACAAGUUAAAGGAUGGGUUGAAAGCGUCAGACUUGAAAGUUCCUUAUAACACUUCUGUGACGGCGAUAGAUGUCAAUAAGAGAACAAAAAAGGGAACUAUACAAAUUUUCGGCGAUACGGGUCAUUUAGGAAAGCAGUUAGAAGUUAAGGAUCAGCUUUUAAGAUAA
Priceomyces carsonii is the source of this 681-nucleotide messenger RNA. RefSeq names its product phosphoglycerate mutase. NCBI's taxonomy places the organism in Eukaryota, Fungi, Ascomycota, Pichiomycetes, Serinales, Debaryomycetaceae. Gene Ontology annotation, cellular component: cytosol. The transcript has a single exon. Bases 1 to 681 code for a protein of 226 amino acids. The record is from RefSeq and is a predicted model, not a curated record. Gene Ontology annotation, biological process: regulation of pentose-phosphate shunt; negative regulation of glycolytic process. Gene Ontology annotation, molecular function: fructose-2,6-bisphosphate 2-phosphatase activity.